Nasonia vitripennis (jewel wasp) is the source of this 4057-nucleotide messenger RNA. Its product is annotated as glycine-rich protein 23. The transcript has 6 exons. Lineage: Eukaryota; Metazoa; Arthropoda; Insecta; Hymenoptera; Pteromalidae. Bases 3400 to 3963 code for a protein of 187 amino acids. The record is from RefSeq and is a predicted model, not a curated record.
GUGUAUACGUGUAACUAUACGUAUACAUGCGCACAUAUGCAUACCUGUAAUUUUUAUUGUCAAGGGCUCGGUCGAAGGUGCGCCAGGCGACUUGGAGGUCUUCUUUGAUGACGGAAUUUAGUGCUAGCUGUGGCGUUGAGUCUGGCGGGAUUCGCUGCAGCGGAUCUACAAAACAUUCAGAAUGCUAAUCCGCUGAAUAUUGAUUUGAGCGACCCAAGUCAAACCCAACUGGCCACCAACGACGCGGACGACCCGAAGUUCGGCGGCUACCGUCCGCUCUACCCUCCCUACUUCCUCCGGGAGUCGACCAACGUCGGCGAGCAGCAACCGAACGACCAGACCUACUACGACAAGGAGUACUACACUCGCGGCACCCAACACGACAAAAGACUCGACAGGAACCUGAGGAUCGUACCACAGCAGCAGCAGCAGCAGCAGCAGGUGGCAUCGGCCACACCCACGGUCACGAUCGUUCGACCUAGUUCCGGCUUCGCCAGGGCUUUCCCCAACUUCAACCAUCAGGUCAAGUCGUUCGCCAGUAGCAGUAGUAGUUCGUUGCACGUAGCGUCGAGCUAUUCCUUCAGCAGUGUCAGGUUUCCCAACACGUAGUGGAUCCUCGAGUUGUCCCAGCGCCGCGUGUUUCCUUAUGAUGGUUAUAAAUUAUAUUAUGAUGUUCGAAUGCCUGGUGUGCUUGGUUUGCACUGAUGGAGUGUGUGUAACGGACGAUGACUAAAUCAGAUAAUUGAAUGAAUAAUUUAUGAAAAAAUGAUAAUUGUAGCCCAAAAAAAGAACGUGUAUAGGUAUUAUUGUGAUAAGUCUCCGAUUCGCAAAGGCGAACAAAGUGUGUAUUGUAUGAAAAUGAUUCAUUAAAAGUAUUAUAUUUAUAAAAAAACUUACUAUACAUAUAAGCGAGUGUAUCGAUGAUUACAUCUCAAUCGAUUGGAUAAAAACCUUAAUUAUGUACGUGUCAAGCCUUUAAAACGUAUCCGGCUGUAUUUAUAGACUCGUACGUAACCUUGGCUAUUAGACCCAUGGGAAAAAAUUUGAUGCAUCAAAAGGAGUGGAGUCGAAACUCAUAUCGUAAGGCGAAAACUCAGCGACUCUCGGGUCUUGUGUAAAUUCCGGAGAUGAAUUCUAUGAGUCGCCUAACUGUACAUUUACAUUUUAAAAGAAAAACAUUACUCAAAUCCACAUACAUUGUGUAUUCACGAUUGUCUCCUUUCUACGUUUCUCUUAAAAUAUAACCGCACAUGCGCCUCCGUAAUAUCACUGCAAAUAUAAAUUUAAACGAUUAACACCAAAGUAUAAGCAUAAAAACUUCGCGAUUCCGACUUCCGACACGCGCGUACCCGAUAAAAAGAAAGUUUCCGUCUUCAGAGCCGAAUUUUUCCUGUAACGGAACGUGUUCCAUACAUCCCGAUCAGGUUUGCCGAGCGAUUGCCAAAGAAAAAUCUAUAUCCCCCGCUAUCGUUGUCCGAUCGGAUAACGAACUUCGCGUCAGGUGCUCCGAGAGCAAAAAGAGAAGAGCCAGUUACUUCCCUGCAGCAGCGAAAAAAAACGUUAUGGCUCGUGUAAGGGUGAGGCUCUCUUUUACGCAUAUGCUAAUGUCGCAUCGUUAACGUCGCGAGAACGAUUUUACGAGCCAAGGCUGCAGAAUAGCCGCUUCCACUGCCGGAUUAUCUCUCGAGGGAGAGAUGAAAUUUACGAGGAGAGCCUUUCAGACUGAUCGGCGCGCGUAUAGUUCCGGGCUUUUCGGCAAGUCACGAUGUAUUCGUUUCUAUUAUACGAGCGGCUUAAACGAGCGAUUUGCCUACGCCGCGUAGAGUUUUCCUAGGAGAAACUAUUUGUCUUAUGCGCGGGAUAUGGGAUCGAUAUUAGAGGGCGAUUAUCGCGGGAUAUGCGCGCGGUAUGUAUUCGGGGGAGGUGGAUGUGCGGUUUUGCCGAGAAUUUAUGGGGGAUGUUUGGAAGAUACUUGAGGCUUUUGGUUUUUGGAAGGAUUUUGGGAGAAAUAAGUAGAUACGGAACGAGGUUGGUGAGACGUGGGAUCCGCAGUUGUGUAGCUUCUUUCAUAUACUAAUGCUACUUGUAUGUAAAUAAUAGGAAUUUGACUGCGUACUAGCAUAGAAUCCCUCGGAAUUUCAUGGCCUCACAAAAAUGUUAUUUACACUUACUGUAAUGCAUCUUUGAAAAAAAUAUGAAACCUGCGUCAAGGUUCGUUGGGGAGCUAUUAUCAGAUGAUUAAUGAAUGGUAUGAACGUAAUUAUUCUUAUUCAGAAAAUAUUGUACUCGAAUCAUCAAAAGGAUUGUAUAUAGCUGUCAGUUGUUAACGCAUAUUAGGUAAAUGCAUUACACGCAAUGUGAUAUGAUGGAUGAGUAGUUUGCCUCACUUUCAUAACGAUACAAAAACAAACAAUAUUCGUAUACUUCAUUAUUACCGACUUAAAAGGAUAAAUAUUCUCAAAUACGCUUAAGUAGUACACAGGUCAAUAUUACCAUUUCGCAUAGCCUUCGACGUUGUUUGAGGAAAAAAUUUGAAAAUCAACUUUUUUCACGUAAAUCUUCUCACCCGAUAGUAUAAGUAUCGAGGAUAUAGUGGUUUACGAAAAAAUUAAAAAAAUUUUUAACUACAACUUCUUUGACCACAAUAUAAAUAGCACUCAAUUAAUUACCGAUUUAGCGAUUGCGCGAAUAUUGCUUUCUCCUUUUCCAUCAAAAUAUUGUUACUCAACGCUUUUUUCGCUACCACCAUCACCAUCAGUCUGGGAGAAAACUGUUGAAUAUGUGUACCAACAAUUUUCGAGCUUUGCAUACAAUAAAGCCUCGUUCCCCAUUGAAACGCAGCACGUAAAAACGUUUCAAUCGGCUGUUCAAACGAGCCAAAAUCAAUGUCUCGGUCUCACGCAGCUGAGUUCACCAGGGCAGCGCACAUAGAAACCGCUGAAUCGCUAUGUCCUGCAGCAGCACCGUAAUACCCAUUAAUUUACAUCAUCAGUCAGAUGAAGCCUCGAAUUAUCGGUACACUUUCUACGCGAAAACGCAUUUUCCCCGGCGACGAGAAAGAGAGAAAAAACGCCCUCGAAAGUCCAACGACACGCUUAUCUUCUUUUCUCCACCAGACGCUAUGUGUACAAGUUAUACUCGCAGAAGGACUCUGAAAAGUAGCAUCGCGUUUAUUUUUGGAAAAAGCGAGGAUCGAUAAAACUUUACGGCUUUAAGGUUCAAUGUCGAACGCGUACACACACACAGGGUGAUCGUACGACAUACCCACACGUGUAGCUCGAGGGAAGUAUUAUAGCCGUCUUCGACCUUGUGUCCCGUGUGUGAGCAGCACAGCCGGUGGAUUUCAGCGAAGGUUCUGGCUCGACGGGAGAGGAGAAAGACGAUGCUGUAUCGGCGCUGAUGCUCUCAGAGGAGGAAGGAAAGAAAGGUGGAAGGGAUGAGUCGCCGCCGCCGCUGCUGUGGCAGCUUCUCAGUUCUUAUAAAAGACUUCCCAUUCAUCCUGAGUCGUCUCAUUAUAAUCGAACGAAAUCAUCGGUAAAGAUGUACCUGAAGUACUGGAUCCUCCUGGCAGCCCUGCUGGCCGUGGCUUACGCCGCGAUCGAGCCUCUCGACCUGGUGGCCGAGGAGUCGCAGGAACAUCCGGCCGGACAGCAUGUACGGCAAAAGAGAUUCCUUCUGCUGAAGAAGGCUAUCCUAGCCAAGAAGGCCCUGGCUAUCGGCGGUGCCGUCGGCCUUGGCGUUGGUCUCGUCAAGGCUAAGCACUUCGGCGGCGGUUUCGGAGGUGGUUACGGAGGUGGUCACGGUGGUGGCUGGCAGAAGCCCAUAAUCGUGCACGCUUACCCUGCUUCCCACUCGUCCGGCUGGAGUAGCGGCGGUGGCGGUGGAUGGCCCAGCGGCGGCGGCGGCGGCGGCGGAUGGUCUGGCGCAAGCAGUAACGCGUGGGCUGGAUCCAGCUCCUGGUAAACGAUGAUGCCGUAGGAUGUGCCAAAGCGAUUGACGAGACUUGCCAGUUUUUAUGAAAUAAUUAGGUUAUAAGAAUAAAGUAUUUAUAAAUUGA